CGUGUUAAUAACUUUGGUCUGGGAGGGCUGCUGCUGUGCUAAAAGUUGGGGUCUGCGGUUCAGCUGUUAGCGCGUGGGUCCUGUUCAGGUCUGGUUGGCAGAAAUGGCGGCUCGGUAUGAUCGAGCUAUAACUGUGUUUUCUCCGGAUGGUCAUCUGUUUCAGGUGGAGUAUGCUCAGGAGGCGGUGAAGAAGGGCUCCACAGCGGUUGGAAUCCGGGGUAAAGACAUUGUGGUCCUGGGUGUAGAGAAGAAGUCUGUGGCGAAGCUGCAGGAGGAGCGAACAGUUAGGAAGAUAUGUGCCCUUGAUGAGCAUGUUUGCAUGGCUUUUGCAGGUCUCACAGCUGAUGCGAGGAUCGUUAUCAACAGAGCAAGGGUGGAGUGUCAGAGUCACAGACUGACAGUGGAGGACCCAGUUACUGUAGAAUACAUCACCCGUUACAUUGCCACACUUAAACAGCGUUAUACACAGAGCAACGGACGCCGUCCCUUUGGUAUCUCUGCCUUGAUUGUGGGUUUCGACUAUGAUGGGACUCCCCGACUUUAUCAGACAGACCCGUCAGGAACGUACCAUGCGUGGAAGGCAAAUGCGAUUGGACGCAGUGCUAAGACAGUGAGGGAGUUUCUGGAGAAGAACUACACAGAUGAAGCCCUUGCCAGCGACAAUGAUGCAAUCAAGCUGGCUAUUAAAGCACUGUUGGAGGUUGUCCAGUCAGGUGGUAAGAACAUUGAGCUGGCUGUAAUCAGGAGAAACCAACCCCUCAAGAUCCUAGAAUCCAAGGAGAUCGAGACACUGGUUGCUGAAAUUGAGAAAGAAAAAGAAGAGGAAGCCGAGAAGAAGAAGCAAAAGAAAGCCUCGUAGAUUAGACAUGCUCACACUAAGUCCGUUACUCUGUUAGUUUUGUUUAUUUGGGCAGAGGCACUUGGCUCAGGCCCAGGCUUCAUUUCUAUUUCCUUGUUGGUUAAGAGCGCAUAUCUAUUUCUUCAGAUCCUUGCUGCAAAUAAUGCAUCCAGAAAUCACCUUCAAUAAACAACUAUUAUAAGUUUAAUAGUUUUUUGACAUGCUCAUUUUUAGAUGACUUUCCUAAACUGUUUUCCUUUGUGUGUAAAGCAUGUUUUGGAGGAAAAUUUGGAUAUAAUGUAAUGAUAACAAUAUGGAAAGCAUUGUCUUUCUUUUCAGUAUUGCACUCACUAAACAGCACAGUGCCCAGCAUCACAUUUGGUGAAUAUGAGAAUGUGCUCAAACUGACGUGAAAAUAAAGUUGUGUUGUUUGUA
Messenger RNA from Astyanax mexicanus (Mexican tetra), 1273 nucleotides. RefSeq names its product proteasome 20S subunit alpha 8 (gene psma8). NCBI's taxonomy places the organism in Eukaryota, Metazoa, Chordata, Actinopteri, Characiformes, Acestrorhamphidae. The transcript has 7 exons. The record is from RefSeq and is a predicted model, not a curated record. Gene Ontology annotation, cellular component: proteasome core complex, alpha-subunit complex; proteasome core complex; nucleus. Gene Ontology annotation, biological process: ubiquitin-dependent protein catabolic process. Bases 104 to 859 code for a protein of 251 amino acids.